CAUCUGUGGGAGUUCAUUCGUGACCUUCUUAAAGACCCUAACUACUCCGGUCGCAUUAUCAAGUGGGAAGACAAAUCAAGUGGCAUUUUCCGAAUCGUCAAAUCUUCGGAAGUGGCUGAUCUAUGGGGACAGAAGAAGAAAAAUAAACGAAUAAUGACUUAUGAAAAGAUGAGCAGGUCAUUAAGGUAUGGUUAUUUUGGUGCUGUUCCGAAAGAGAAGCGAUACCCCAAAAAGCUUUGUUUUAAAUUCGGACCAAAGUCAACAGGAUGGCAGUAA
Lottia gigantea (owl limpet) is the source of this 276-nucleotide messenger RNA. RefSeq lists its product as hypothetical. Lineage: Eukaryota; Metazoa; Mollusca; Gastropoda; Lottiidae. The annotation marks the transcript as partial. The transcript is spliced from 2 exons. Gene Ontology annotation, molecular function: DNA-binding transcription factor activity, RNA polymerase II-specific; sequence-specific DNA binding. Gene Ontology annotation, biological process: regulation of transcription by RNA polymerase II; cell differentiation. The record is from RefSeq and is a predicted model, not a curated record. Gene Ontology annotation, cellular component: nucleus.